Molecule: messenger RNA, 3151 nt
Organism: Corvus hawaiiensis (hawaiian crow)
Lineage: Eukaryota; Metazoa; Chordata; Aves; Passeriformes; Corvidae
Gene: NEK10
Product: NIMA related kinase 10
Biological process (GO): protein phosphorylation
Molecular function (GO): protein kinase activity; ATP binding
Source: RefSeq, a predicted model, not a curated record
UGCUCCAGCCCUCUGAUCAUCCUUGUAGCCCUCCUCUGGACUCACUCCAACAGGUCCCUGUUGUUCUUCUGAUGGGGCGCCCAGAGCUGCAUGCGGUAGUCCAAGUGGGAUCUCAGGAGAGUCGAGUAGAGGGGGAGAAUCACCUCUCUCAACUCACUGAAAGGAGUUUUUAGCCCCAUAAUGAUAAUAGUGAUACACAAUGCCUGAUCAGGACAAAAAGUUGAAGAGCACAGAAAAAGCAACAGACAAAAAGCCUCCUGGGAUCUCUAUGAGGGAUUAUUCUGAUCUAAAAAGACGUCAGUCUCUCUUAAGUGUUCAGUCAAGGAACCAACAGGUAUUUUUCAAUAACUCUAUAUAUAUAUAUUCCAGUGUGACAAGACCUUGGCAAAAUGUCAAAAGCAAUGAACAAAAGUCCAGUGGUCAAUGGCAAGAAUCAACAGAAGCUUUUGAGCUUGAAAAAUUUAGCAUGACCUGCAAAAAUGAGAGAAAUAUUAGCAAGCAUCCCAAACAUCAGCUGUUUCAAGAUACCUUUAUGACUUUAGUUAAGAACAGACUUACCUACAGGCAGUGGGUUAUUCAAGCUCCAUCCAUCCAUUUUCUUAGAGUAUUAAUCUGCCUGAGAUUAUUAAUAAGGGAUCCAUGCUGCCAAGAAAUGCUCCACAGCCUGGGUGGAAUUGAAAAUCUAGCUCAGUAUAUGGGAACAGUAGCAAAUCGUUAUCUUAAUUAUGGAGAAGAGCAGCAUAAUGUGGACAAGUUGGUCAACAUGACAUAUAUUUUCCAAAAGCUUGCUGCUGUUAAAAAUCCAAGAGAAUGGGUUGUAGCAAGUGGAGAACAUAAAACCUUAGUAAAUUUGUUAUCUGCAGACAGCCAUGUGUUUUUUGGUGCCCUCUGUGCUCUGACUAGCUUAGCAGAAAGUCCAGAAUGUAAGCAGAAGAUAAGUGAGCUCAUCAUUGUUGAAAACUUGCUGGUGAUAUUACAUGAAUACAAUUUUCUCUCUGAAAGGCUGUUGCUACGACUUCUUUGUGCGUCACAAGUCAAAGAGCAAAUAAAAAUGUAUGAAGGAGUUCCAGUCUUGCUCAGUUAACUCCAUUCUGAUGACAUCAAACAUCUCUGGAGUAUAGCUUGUAUUCUGUGUGAGGUUUGUGAAGAUCUUGAGACUAGUGUGGAAAUUUGGAUCUGGGGUGGAAUCAAGCAGCUCCUUCGUAUAUUUUAGGGGGAAAGAAUUCUUGUGUCUGACCACUCUUCAGCUGGAAGCUUAUCUAGUGCAAAUGCAGCAGGGAGAAUCCAGUAUCUUCAUUGGUCAGAUGAUCUGAGUCCUGAUGAGAUACAAAAAAAAAAUACUUUCUCACUUCAAGCAGCUUCUUGUGCUGCAGUUACUGAACUGGUGCUCAAUGAGACUAAUGCUUACGAGGUUGUACAGGCAAAUGGAAUAUAUACAAUAGCAAAGCUGAUUUUACCAAAGAGGAAUGCUGAAAGAGCCAGUUUAUUACAGUGUUAUGCUUUCAGAGCCCUGAGAUUUCUCUUCAGUAUGGAAAGAAAUCAACAUAUUUUUAAAAGACUUUUCCCUACUGACUUUUUUGAAAUCUUCAUUGAUAUUGGACAUUAUGUGCAUGAUAUCAGAGCUUAUGAAGGGUUGGUAUUAAAGCUAAAUUUCUUAAAGGAGGAUGUAUUGAAGCAAAUUGCUGAAAAUAUUGAGAGCAUGAAUCACUAUAAGGCACCCACAAAACAUAUAGGAAUUGCAGUUUGAGAGCACCUUGGCAAUGGAGCUUUUGGAAGUGUUUUAUCUUGUUUAUGGGUUAGAAAACAUAACAGACAAAAUCUCCUGGCAAUGAAAGAAGUCAAUUGACACAAUCCAGCAUUUGGAAAGGACAAAAAACACAGAGACAGCAGUGUAAAAAACAUUGUCUCUGAAUUAACCAUCACCAAAGAGCAGGUUUAUCAUCCAAAUGUUGUACGGUAUUGCAGAACCUUCUUGGAAAGUGAUGUAUUGUACCUAGUCAUGGAACUCAUAGAGAGGGUGCCAUUGGGAGAACACUUUCACUCUUUGAAGGAAAAGCAACAACAGUUUACAGAAGACAGAAUACGGCAUAUAUUUAUCCAACUUUGUCUAGGUCUUUGUUAUUUGCAUAAAGAGAAAAGGAUUGUUCAUCGAGAUCUCACUCCAAACAAUGUCAUGUUGGGGGAUAAAGACAAAGUUACAAUUACUGACUUUGGGCUUGCAAAGCAAAAGCAAGAAAACUGCAAACUUGCAUCAGUAGUUGGAGCCAUCCUAUACUCAUGUCCUGAAGUUGUAAAGUGUGAGCCUUAUGGAGAGAAGGCUGAUGUCUGGGCUGCAGGAUGCAUCCUUUAUCAGAUGGCCACUCUGAACCCAGCAUUUUACAGCACCAAUAUGCUCUCCUUGGCAACUAAGAUAGUAGGGGAUGUGUAUGAACCUGUGCCAGAAGGAUUGUACUCUGAAAAAGUUUCAUUUGCCAUUAAGAGCUGCUUGACUCCUGAUAAAGAGGCAUGUCCAGAUGUAGUGGAGGUCAUCUCACUUCUGUCUGAUGUGAUGAUGAAAUGCCUGGAUGUUUUAUGCACCUCUCAUCUCGUGUUGGAGAAGAAACUGGAUCGGCAGAAGGGACAAACCCAGUGGUACUUCAUGGAGGCUAAUUGAAAUGCAGUGACCUAUCACUAUCAGCUCUCCAUUUUAUCACAAGAAAAUUACGAGAAGUUGAGUCUGGAUAAUAGCAGCAGUGGAGCAGCCAGUUGCAAAAGUGAAUUUUCAGAGAAUACUGACCUUCCAGUUGACAGUUGUCAGUCUGCACAUGGAAAAGAUGAGGAAAGAACAUAUGAAGCAAUCCCAGUAGAAGGUCACAGGACUAUGGAGAAAGGUAUUUUCUCUGAAUUAGACAAUGAGAUGGACAUAGUGGACAACUCAAGCAGCUCCAGUUCAAGUAAUUUGAAAGAGUCUGCUAUUGCUUCCUCCAGCUUUGCAAUGCAACUUGAAAAGGAGAAUCAUUGAGAGAUUCAAGAAAUCCCUCUCAGUCAGCAGAGCAAUCCUUGUAAUCUGAAAUCAGAAAUCAAAAAGCUGCUGCAAGGUUCUCCUGAAUUGAUUGAACCCAACAUCUUCACAGCAGAUUGGCAUGGGGUACAUCUUUCUUCAGGUGGAAAU